GUUGAAUGGCGAUUGCUCGGCGCGUACAUCAUUCUCGUAUGUGCGUGUAACGCGUCGGCAGCCUUAAUCGUUAUAUUAACGCAUAUUUCUUUGCGUAUUAAUGAGAUACAGCAUUUACAAUGGACAUACAGCAUUUGCACCAAAUGCCAAAUAAAAGCGAAGCAGAGUUAUUGCCAGAGGAAAAAUGGAGAGUAGAGCACAUAAAGAUGCACGAACAGCAUCAAGGGCACGAGUCCAUGCACGCAGAGAUGCUGUUUGUAUUGUUGAUAACAUUGACGCUGGCGCAAAUCAUAUUAUUUGAAUGGAAAAAGAGGCACUUUAAAUCAUAUCAACUUGUAACACUAAUAGCACUGUGGAUUAUCCCGUUUGGGAUAAGUUUGAAGAAUCACUGGUGGAGAUUCAUAUUUCUAUGGCUCCUAUCGUCGUGCAUAACGAGUCUAGUAGUAAGAAAAGCUAUUGAAAGACCAAUAGAAGGUACAACACCUAGGCUAGUGUACAAAUGGUUUUAUUUCAUUCAUAAGCUCAGCUACGUACUGGGCAUAAUCGGUUACAUGUUAAUAAUAUUCACGUUCAUGGGUAUAAAUAUAUUGUUCGACGUUAAGCCACACAUCUGGAUGGACUGGGGCACACUGCUCACAUUUUACGGUCUUUACUUCGGACUGUUGGGCAGAGACAUCGCCGAGAUAUGCGCUGACACAAUGGCGUCACAUAUCGGGUAUUACACUCCGGGCAGUAUCCCGACGAGAGUUCUGGAGCCGAACGUUUGUGCAGUAUGCGGAAACAAGCUCCUGGUAUCCGAGCUCGAGGAGGGCGUGAUCGAGAACACGUACAAGCUCUCGUGUGAACACGUUUUUCACGAAUUUUGCAUCAGGGGCUGGUGCAUCAUAGGAAAGAAACAGACUUGCCCUUACUGCAAGGAAAAGGUCGACUUGAAAAAGAUGUUUUGCAAUCCAUGGCAACGACCGCACGUGUUGUACGGCCAAUUGCUGGAUUGGCUGAGGUGGCUAGUCGCUUGGCAGCCUUUAAUUUUGUUCAUAGUUCAAGGCAUCAAUUGGUCUCUGGGUCUGGAGUAAGUAGCAACACUGCUGAGAAUCCGAUUGUUCUCGUCAUUGUUGUGUUAAUACAACACACUAGGAAGAAUAGUUAACUUAUUCAAGCGGAUGAUACUGUGUUCGGUACUUUUGUACAUGCUAUUAUUGUUAUUUUUAUUAUUCGUAAAAGGGAAUAAUUAAAUAGGAAGAAAUGUCGAUAAUCCUACUCGUGUCUAAAUUUUAGGCAACAUUAAUGUAACAAUACCAUUUAUCUUGGGAGAUAUAGUAGUUACAUAUUUCCAUAAACCUAAACUGUUAGGACAGAUGUGUCAUAAUGAGCGCAUAAUUGUUUCUUAAGCCGAACGAUUGGGAAAGGAGAUUCCUUUGCGUAACGUCAUCUUCACGAUAUAGGGGAAUACACAAAGUGCACUAAAAGGCUCAAAUAAAUAUAAAUAAAUAAGUAUAUUUAGAAGAGCAUAUAUUGCGCGAAUCAAAUUGAAAGCGACUUAAGACUUAAUAAGGUUUGAUAAGGACUAUGAGGUGGUACGACGAUAUUUUUCUAUUUCCUCGAAAGGUUUGCACGCAAGCAGAAAAUGUAAUGUCCUACGAAUUUCCUAAGUAAAUAAUCUCUUUACAAGACAUGAGAAGGAUUAAAUUAUUAUAUAUGUAUAUCUUUCUGUACAUUGUUUCUUAAUUAACAUACUUUGAGCAGUUCUAUUAUUUGAAGAACAAAUUUUGGUAGUAUAUUAAAUUACUGGUAUAUUUUUUUACCUAUAUGGUAUCUUGCACAUUGUAUGUUCUGCUUUCUACUAAUAACGGAUACAUUCCAUCAUUCCUGAGCCCAUUAGAUGGGCGUUGCUUCCAGUAUUUGUUUUCAAUAUCAAAUGGAUAUAGGAUUAUAAAGAAAUUAAUAAAGUAUGCGUGUAUGUAUCGUGUGUGAUUGCUGUUCACAAAAUGUUCAUGCGUUACAAUCUAUGCAGAUAUGUAAAGAGAGAUGUUAAAUUAUUAAAACUCAGCAGAUGCAUCAAAUGUAUAUAUGUACUACUUUCUUUUAAGUGAUGAUUCUUGACGAGUGAUGUUGCUCUUGAAUUAUGAAAUGCAAAUACAAGAUAUUUUAUUAGCCAAACGUGAAUAAUUUGUGAUUAGAUAAGUAUUUAUCUAUUACGUGAUUUAAUUAUUUUAAUUAGGAAAUAGAUACCGAUAGAAGUAUGCAUAUGAGAAACACACUUGACUUUUUGUAAAAAAUAAAGUUACUGUCAUAAAAACAUUUAACAGUGCGAUUAUACGUAUAUAAAGCAAUAUAUAUUUAACUGUGAUAUUCCAUUUCCUUCUACAUGGUUUUAUUAAUUAAAUAGAAAUAAAGUCUUUGUCUGCCGCU
Messenger RNA from Ooceraea biroi (clonal raider ant), 2409 nucleotides. RefSeq names its product RING finger protein 121. Gene Ontology annotation, molecular function: metal ion binding; ubiquitin protein ligase activity. Gene Ontology annotation, biological process: ERAD pathway. The record is from RefSeq and is a predicted model, not a curated record. NCBI's taxonomy places the organism in Eukaryota, Metazoa, Arthropoda, Insecta, Hymenoptera, Formicidae. Gene Ontology annotation, cellular component: Golgi membrane; endoplasmic reticulum membrane.